UGAUACGGACUCCAGAUACAAGACUACGCGAUCACCUGAUAAAUGCAUCGAAAUGGCCCUCCCUUCUGUUGGAAAUCCUGGAGGUUUUGCGGGUGAUAGAACCCUUUUUGUUGGUGCAAAGGUACCACAGGAGAUCAAAUCUAUGCUGAAACUACUAAAGAGUACAGAUAAAUCAACGUUUAGAGAGCUUCUGAAAGCGUCAGUGUCUUCGUUUGAAGGUGCCAUCAUCGAUGAAGAUUUUAUUCCAAACUUAUCUAAUGAGUGUGGCCAGUCAAGUGAUGCGCUAUCGAUUGUUUACUCUGGGAUCUUGACGCUCCUACGUGCAGCAUACAGACUUCCGCAGACAUCAUUAAAACAAGAGCUCUUCAAAGCUGACCUAUCAGAACUCAAAAUUCCACCAGAAUAUGCUACUGACUUUGCAAGUGCUGUGUAUGGACCAAAGAGAGCAGCCAUUAAUGAUGCGUUAGAGAAGGGCAGAGUAAGAUUCCCCAAGCUUGAUAACUUCAGAUGGAGGGUAGAUGUUGCUAUAUCAACAAGUGCACUGAGUAGGUCAUUAGAACCCACCAUCAUGGCAGAGAUGACCCUGAGCGAUGGAAAAGUACACUCAUUUGAGAUUCCAGUUUCAAAGUUCCAUGAGCUCAGAUACAAUGUAGCAUCAUUGAUGAAGGAGAUGGAAGAUCUUGAAAAGAAGAAUAUCUUAAAGAUUCAGGACUGAAAUGAAAAAUAUAUAUAUUGCAAAGAGACAAUUUUAUAUAUUUCCUCAUGUCAUGAUCAUGUAGAGCAAUUAUUACAGAAGGUCAACGGUUCUCCGAACAAGGUCACCAUUGUACAGAGUCAUCUGUAAUGAUCAGCCAUGAUGCUCUGAGAGUGUGUCUCAAAAGGAGAGUCGUGUCAACUGACUGACUUCAAAGGUCGCUGCUUGA
Molecule: messenger RNA, 923 nt
Organism: Strongylocentrotus purpuratus (purple sea urchin)
Lineage: Eukaryota; Metazoa; Echinodermata; Echinoidea; Camarodonta; Strongylocentrotidae
Gene: commd5
Product: COMM domain-containing protein 5
Exons: 7
Coding region: 53-715 (220 amino acids)
Cellular component (GO): nucleus
Source: RefSeq, a predicted model, not a curated record